CCCCCAUUCCUACAAUAAUACUUAAAAACAAGAGCUUAUUUUAAAAAGUAUUUCUAAUAAGUUAAAUAUUUGAAAGUACAAGUAUUCAGGAAAGAAAUCUGAAAAUUUCACAUAAAAACUUUAAAACAGUCAUGUUCUGUAACAAAAGUAGUUAUCGUAAGAAUAAACAUUUCAGUCAUCCCUUUCCUCAUAAUCUGUUUUUUCACUGGCUAGUUCAGUGCGGGGAAUCACGUGAUUCUAUUUGAUGUUAAGCACGAGAAAAUGGCGUCGAAUCCUUCUCGAUUCAGCGGAAAUUAGCCGUUAAAUCAGAAAAAUGGAGAAGUCCGAAGACGGAUUGAUGUGCCGUUACUGUGGCCGCCAAUUUAAAAGUAAAUCGGGCCUUUCAAACCAUGAAAACAGCAGAGCAAAUUUAAUGAGACACAGAAAAUUCUCUUACAACACAUGUCGGUCAACAAUAUAUAAUCUUGUGGAGAAAGCAGAACCGGAGCAUACUGGAGACGUUGGGAUAAGCACUAGGAACACGGCGCAAAAUAACUUGCCAGACAACAUCACGCUAAAAUCUCAUACCUUUGACAUGCCAGAAAGAGGAAGACUUGCUGGAAAGAAUAAAUGCUCGACUGUGUCUCUUGAUAGACAUUCUUUACAGAAGGGCUCUCUUGGAGUCAGAUGGGAAAAGGCUAGAACUAACGAAUCAAAGAUGCUGCCAUCACAGCGAAUGGGAAUUCAAUAUGAUCAAAAUGAGACGACGGUUCUAAAGAAAUAAACUGUUAACCAUAAAGUGGAACGUUCAUUAUUUACAUUUCGGUGUCUGGAAGGUACUGAAGGAACUCAGCUUUGUUCUUUGUUCGACACAAUAAAUAAAUGUUGCAUUUAAUAGAUGUUCUAAAACUGAGGUAUACAUAUGUACAUACAUUCAGAGAAAUAUUCUUUCUAUUAUCCUUUUUCAUUGAGGUUCAAAC
This is a messenger RNA of Mercenaria mercenaria, 959 nucleotides long. RefSeq lists its product as uncharacterized. The coding region runs from base 314 to 763 and encodes 149 amino acids. The transcript has 5 exons. The record is from RefSeq and is a predicted model, not a curated record. Lineage: Eukaryota; Metazoa; Mollusca; Bivalvia; Venerida; Veneridae.